Messenger RNA from Purpureocillium lilacinum, 498 nucleotides. RefSeq lists its product as uncharacterized. Lineage: Eukaryota; Fungi; Ascomycota; Sordariomycetes; Hypocreales; Ophiocordycipitaceae. The record is from RefSeq and is a predicted model, not a curated record.
AUGGCUUCCAACCGCCCUUUCGACGGCCAGGGGCUCCUCCACGCCGCGUACGUCACCCACCUGAAAGCCUGGCUCGGCUCGCGAACCUGGACGGCCUCCAUGCUGCGCACCAAGCUCGGCCCAGACAUGGAAGCCCAGCAGGCCCAUGACGGGUGCCGCCAGCCCGUCGAGAUGGCCAUGCGGCUCGCGUACCACGUCCACGCGCACAUGCUGCAGGGCGGGCAGGCAGCAGCGGCCGGUAGCGGCGGCGCUGGGCUCCGCGCUCUAUCAGAGAACGCGGAGAGGAGCGCCUGGCGCGAAGUGCUGGACGAGGCGAACCUGUGGCUUCUCGACAAGAGGCCCCGGCUGCGGGAGAUGCGUAGCGAUAUGGCAGUGCGGGCGGUGGACUUUUUGACUGAGUUUGAUAGGUUUGCGAAGGAGGAGAGGCUUACGGAGAGGCGGGUUGUUGUGAUGAACUGUCCUGCACAGGGGGCGUGGUCACAGCAGAGGCUUGAUUAA